CAUCCAUCUGACGUCUUUGCUAUAUCCAUCCAGACAUUCCGGAGGAUCAAGACCGGUCUUCUUCCUGUUUUUUUAAAAGUUCGUUCAGAAGAUUGAGUAGUCGAGAUGUCUUCCGUUCACAACCAGGGCCAACAGCCACAGGUGGUUUCGAGUGAUGGAAACCACAAUCAGCAGUUCCAAUCGACUUAUCGCCAGGAUGUUCAGCCUGCUAUCACUUAUGGUACCGGCCAAGGCUAUGCUCAGGUGUCAAUGAACAAUGGCCGUGAUACCAAUAUCCCAGGUUUGACUCACCUACUUGGAGGCUUGAACCUCCCGAAUCAGCGCCCCGGCGCCAAGUAUGGUGCUGUCAAGGGCAGCAUGCCAGGACCUAUGGGACCUAAUAUUGAAAUCAAUGGAGUCCAACGUCCUCCUUACAAUGGACAACUCAUGCUUGUUCCAGGUGGCCCUAUGUACGGUGGCAUGCCGCAGGGACCCCCCUACACUCAGGCCCAGUAUCCUGGCCAUGACCAGAUGAGUCCAAUGCACUAUAUGCCCACUGGAGUCUAUCCAGGCUAUGUGGCUGGUGCGCCCAUGAUCCCAGGCCCUAUUCAGCACAACGCCUGGACUCCCCCCGAGGAGAAUGGUCCAGCUACUCCCAUGGUCGAUGCUAGUGGUCACAUGGAGUAUUAUCCUAUGGAUCGUUCCACUUAUAUGGGAUACGCUUAUCAUACACCUCCUCCCCAGGUGCCACAGCCGUAUCUUCCUUACCAAAUGAUGAAGAGUCCCAGUGGCUACGUGCUUCAGGACCUUGACGCUCUGACUCAACAGGAUCCGCCAAUUCCGCGCGCGGUCCCUGCAAUGUGGACUAAUCCUUCCGACCUUACCCUUGCAAAGUGUCUAGAGAACCGCGAAGGUAUCACUAAUGUGUACAUCCGUGGUUUCCUUCCGGAAACGACUGAUGAGAUUCUGCAUGCUUAUGCCUCUCGCUUCGGAAAAAUCGAUCGUUGCAAGGCCAUAGUUGACCUGGAGACAGGUCUUUGCAAGGGGUUUGGCUUUGUCCAGUUUUUCAAUUUCGACUCCUGCGAAAACUGUAUUCGCGGCUUCUUCCAUCUCGGAUACCAAGCUAGCUUUGCUCAGAAAUCUCGCAACUCGCGCCUCAAGGAUCUGGAGGACAAAUCUUCCGCAAACAUCUAUUGUACCAAUGUCCCCAUAGACUGGACCGAGGCCGAUCUUCGUCGUCAUUUCCAGCCGUACCAUGUUAUCUCCGAGAAGAUCAGUCGUGAUGAGAAGACUGGUGUGAGUAAGGAAGUGGGAUUCGCUCGGUAAGGAAACUCCAUCCGUUAAUGCGAUGCACAUCUGACGUGACUUAUCUUCUGCCCAGAUUCGAGUCCCGUGAGAUCGCAGAGAAGGUCUUAGCUGAAUUCCACAACGUGACUGGCAAGGACGGUGUAAAGCUGCUCCUUCGUUUCGCAGACACGAAAGCCCAAAAGCUUCUUAAGCAGCAGAGCAAUGAGCGCCGUGCCUACCGUGCGGGUGAAUAUAACUACUCUGUCGAGGU
Paecilomyces variotii is the source of this 1537-nucleotide messenger RNA. RefSeq lists its product as hypothetical. Gene Ontology annotation, molecular function: mRNA 3'-UTR binding; poly(U) RNA binding; poly(A) binding. The transcript has 7 exons. Lineage: Eukaryota; Fungi; Ascomycota; Eurotiomycetes; Eurotiales; Thermoascaceae. Gene Ontology annotation, cellular component: ribonucleoprotein complex; nucleus; cytosol. The coding region runs from base 106 to 1305 and encodes 399 amino acids. The record is from RefSeq and is a predicted model, not a curated record.